This is a messenger RNA of Candidozyma duobushaemuli, 1857 nucleotides long. RefSeq names its product metal cation transporter. The record is from RefSeq and is a predicted model, not a curated record. The coding region runs from base 1 to 1857 and encodes 618 amino acids. The transcript has 2 exons. Gene Ontology annotation, molecular function: zinc ion transmembrane transporter activity. Gene Ontology annotation, biological process: intracellular zinc ion homeostasis; zinc ion transport; transmembrane transport. Lineage: Eukaryota; Fungi; Ascomycota; Pichiomycetes; Serinales; Metschnikowiaceae. Gene Ontology annotation, cellular component: membrane; Golgi apparatus.
AUGGAUGCAUCCGAGCAUCCUUACAGUACUGCCCUAGUCCCGUCAAAGUCCACAGAAAGACCUUUCCAGUCGAGAACAGAAGCUUUCCAAAGCACAUUGCCUGUUUUGGCGGCGUUCCCGGUGCUUAUUAUCACGGGCCGGCUUGUGGUGGCCCACGAGGCGCCACAUACGACUUCUUGCUGGUUUCUACGUGUUUUGGUGCUGAUUUUCCAGGCGCUUUUCUUUCUGGCUUGUGGAGGCCUUUUGGUCAAUCUGGAGGCGCUGUCUGCCCAUAAGAGCCGGUCUUCCAAAACGCUUUGGGUUGCUUUGGCGGCAAUUGCGUCGUUUUUCGCCGCGUCAGCGGUGCUUCCAGCAUCCAGAACGGCCACUUUGUACUUGGGGUUGUACUUUUCGUUUUACACGCCAUACACGGCGUUGGCGUUCGUUUACGACGCGUGGAGCGGUACUGCCGUGUCGACAGUUGUGGGCUACGCCAUUUUGAUUGGUUCUUUUGUGCUUCUCCGCAAGUCUUUGCUCAGACACUUUAAUCCUUUUGCGAAGCACUAUGCGGUACUUUUCGGUGCUGCUGCGGCCACUGGAGUGUCCGUUUUGGUGCUCUACGGCACCCAGCUUAACUACUUGUUUUUAUUGAUGAACUUGGCCGCCGGCGGCUUGCUUUUGGUGCUGCUUCCAGAGGCCAAGUUGCGUUCUCCUACUAAUAUGGUGGUUGUGUCCGUUUUCACCUACUCCUUGGAGACAUUUGUACUUAGAACGAGCCCUUUUGGUGUUCUUGACGCCAUCGUGUCGGUGGUGCUUCCAUUGGGUAUUAAAGUCGAUCUUCUGGAGGAAUUCACCGCUCUUCCUUCAGAUACUCCUACAGCUCAACCACACAUUGUCACGGAGAUUCUCAGCCACUCAGACACCCGUGCCAUUUUCAACUUCCUCCUCCUCAACACGGCCUUCAUGUUUGUGCAGCUUUUGUACUCGUUCAGAUCGAAGUCGUUGGGUCUUUUGAGUGACUCUCUCCAUAUGGCGCUUGAUUGUGCUUCUUUGGCCUUGGGCUUGAUAGCCGGAGUGCUCUCAAAGAACCCCGUGAACGCCAACGGCCUUUAUCCAUUUGGACUUCAAAAUUUCGAGAUUUUGGCCGGUUUCACCAACGGCGUUUUACUCAUGGGAAUCAGUGGAAGUAUCAUCUUCGAAGCCAUUGGCAGACUCUUCCACCCUGUGGCGCUCCAGCAAACCACAGAACUUAUCAUCGUCUCUAUUCUUGGCCUUUUGGUGAACAUCGUGGGUAUUUUUGCCUUCAACCACGGUCACAGUCAUGGAGGACAUUCCCAUGAUCACGGACAUUCUCAUGGACACUCUCAUUCACAUUCCCAUAGUCACGGCCACAGCCAUGCAGAAGCAGACGACGAACAGGAGGUCAAUGACAACAUGAGAGGAAUUUUUCUUCACAUUCUUGCCGAUACCUUGGGAUCCGUUGGAGUGGUGAUUUCGACAAUUCUCACUACACUCUUUAAAUGGCAAGGUUUCGACCCUGUGGCGUCGAUCAUCAUUGCUGUAUUGAUCUUUUCAACAGCUGUGCCACUCAUCAAAUCCACAGGCUCAUCACUCUUACUUCAGCUUGGCGAAAAGAAGGAACAAACAGUCAGAAAUGCUUUGAACGACAUCACCACCAUCAAGGGCAUAAAGUCGUUCACUUCUGUUCGUUUCUGGCCAUCCCACUCAAAACAGAUCAAAGGUUAUAUCCACAUACAGGUCUACAGGGGAGAAAGCAAAACUCUGCUUAAAAAGCAGUGUCAGGAAGUUUUUGCCAAAUACAAGAUUGACGUUGGCUUACAGAUGGAAAACGACUACGACCUGUGCUGGUGUCGCUAG